This is a messenger RNA of Micromonas pusilla CCMP1545, 837 nucleotides long. Its product is annotated as folate-biopterin transporter family. The record is from RefSeq and is a predicted model, not a curated record. Bases 1 to 837 code for a protein of 278 amino acids. The transcript is spliced from 2 exons. NCBI's taxonomy places the organism in Eukaryota, Viridiplantae, Chlorophyta, Mamiellophyceae, Mamiellales, Mamiellaceae.
AUGUACGCCGAGCUGGUCAUCACCGCGAGCGUCGCGAUCGCGCUCUCGUUCGCCAUGUUCUGGGCGAUGCCGCCGCGUCUCGCCAAGGCGACGUUGUUUUUGUUUUUGACAAACACCGUGAGCGUCUCGUUCGGCAGCGCGAUGCAGUACUGGUUCACCGUGGACGAGGAGUGUAACCCGGGCGGGCCGCACUUCGACUACUUGUUCUUCACCGUGUACACCGCCGUCGUCGCGCAGGUGUUCAGCGCCGUCGGCAUAUGGCUCUUUAACCGGUACUUCGUGAAGUUUCGGAUGCGAAGGGCGCUCAUGAUCAGCGCGGUCAUAUCCAGCGUGUCGUCCAUAGGCGACCUCGCGCUCGUGCUCAGGUGGAACAAGGCGUGGGGGAUACCGGACAAGGCGUUUUACCUCCUCGGGGAUACGAUCUUAGAGCCCGCGGUGGGGAUGAUGGCGUACAUGCCGUGCACGGUGCUGAUGUCCAAGCUGUGCCCUAAAAACAUGGAAUCGACGACGUUCGCGAUCCUCGCGUCGUUCAGCAACCUCGGCGGCGCGCUGUCGCGCUCGUUCGGCGUCUUCGCGAUGUCCGCGGCGGGCAUCAAGACCGACCUCACCGACGGCGGGUCGUGCGACUUCGAUAACCUCCCCGUGCUCAUCGUCGUCUGCGGGAUGAUCCUCCCUCUGGUCGCCGUGCCGCUGACGUACGUGCUCAUACCGGACAUGGACAUGCACGCGGAGUCCGUUGAGGAGGAGAGCUCGCCGGACGCGACCGAGGGCGAGCGGACGCCGCUGAUGCGCGGCGAAAGCGAGGGAGCGAGGGGGGGGUUGAGGAAUAGAGCUUAG